AUGCAUUUUUAUCGAGGAUUUCAACAAUUCAAAUAAGUAAAAUUUUUGAAUUAGGUAGUGCUUCGACAUGGUGAAUUUUGAUCAUGUGCCAAAAAUAUAAAUAAAAAUUCAUCCUUUGAUGACUAUAUUUACAAAUAUACUAUUUUAAUCCAAAAUAAAUAUUAUUUUAUGCACUAUUUAAUGUAUCUGCGUUAUGAUAAAAAAUGGAAAACAGAGUGUUACAUAAAUUAUAAUAUUUUCUUAUUAACAUACGAAAUAACAUAGUAUAACUUGAUUUAUGUAUUUUUAUACAUACUCGCUCGUAAAUAAAGUAAGGAUAUAAAAAUUAUAAAAUAAGACGUACCUGUCAUAUUAGACAAAGAUGUGGCUACGUUCGAAAAAUGUUUAUAAUAAAUUUAUGACAAGACAACGGAAGGUUAUUUUAAUUAACCAAAAACAAGUAAGGUUUACUUCAAAAUCUACUAACUCUACAAUUACAAAUUCAGAUGAUUAUCCUCCAAAAGAAGCACAAGUGGUUAUAUGUGGUGGUGGUGUUAUGGGAGGCUCAGUCGCUUAUUAUUUAUCUUUAAUGGGAUUGGGAUCUGAAACCGUUCUUGUAGAAAGCAGCAGAUUGGGAGGUGGUACGACAUGGCAUGCAUCUGGUUUAGUCGGUGCUUUUAAACCAAGUUUAGCACAGGUGAAGUUGGCGCAGGAUAGUAUAGCAUUAUACAAACAUUUAGAAGGAAAAGGUCUUUCUACUGGUUGGAAGCAAUGUGGUAGUCUUUCUUUAGCACGUACAAGAGACCGUAUGACAGCAUUUCGACGAAUGAAAGCUCAAUCUGUAUCACGAAAUAUCGAAUGUUACUUAGUUUCACCAGAAGAAGCUAAACAAUUGUGUCCAUUAUUACGCGUAGAUGAUCUCAUUGGUGGAUUAUGGAUUCCUGGUGAUGGAGUAGGAGAUCCAUAUCAAAUAUGUUUAACAUUGAUUAAAGAAGCUAAAAGCAAUGGUGUUAGAGUUUAUGAAAAUUGCAAAGUCACUAAAAUCAUUAAUGAAGAUAAUCGUAUAAAAGCUGUUGAAACCACACAUGGCACAAUAAAAUGUGAACAUUUUGUAAAUUGUGCUGGAUUUUGGGCACGUAACGUAGGAAAACUAAGUGAGCCAUAUGUAAAGGUACCUCUUCAUCCGGUGGAGCAUUAUUAUUUGCAUACGAAGCCUGUUAAUGGUUUAGAUCCUAUGACACCAGUAAUACGUGAUUUAGAUGGCUACAUUUACUUCAGAGAAAAUAAUGGCUGUAUAUUAGCAGGUGGUUUUGAACCAGUUGCAAAACCAGCAUUUGAAGAUGGGUCCAUACCUGAAAGUACUGAUGACAGAUUUCUGCCUGAAGAUUGGGAUCAUUUUCAUAUUUUAUUAGAAGAAAUGCUUCAUAGAAUCCCAAGUUUAGGAAAUGUAAUUUUAGAAAAAUUGUGCAAUGGUCCUGAAGCGUUUUCUCCAGAUUGUAAAUGGAUCGUUGGAGAAGCUCCAGAAAUACGUAAUUAUUACGUAGCCGCUGGUAUGAAAACAGUUGGUAUAUCAGCUGCUGGUGGAGUCGGCCGUGCUACUGCAGAAUUAAUUGUUAAUGGAUCAACUUCAUUAGAUAUGUACGAAUUAGAUGUUUCUCGUUUUCUUGGUUUACACAAUAAUCGUAAGUUUUUACGUGACCGAGUAAAAGAAGUACCUGGAAUGCAUUAUGCAUUACAAUAUCCUCAUCAUGAAUUUAAAACUGGCAGAAAUUUAAGAAUGUCACCAAUUUAUCCAAAGCUUAGAGAAGCUGGUGCUGUCUUUGGUCAAGUAAUGGGAUAUGAACGACCAUCUUGGUUUCAACACUUUAAUGAAAGUGAUUUAGAUUCAACUGAUAUAUUCCAGAAUUAUAAACUGGCAUAUACAAAUACAUUUAGCAAGCCACCAUGGUUCGAACGAGUUAGUUUGGAGUACGCAACUUGUCGGGAAUCAAUUGGGCUCAGUGAUUAUUCUUCUUUUACUAAAAUCGACUUAUGGUCUAAUGGUAUGGAGGUAGUAGAUUUAUUGCAAUAUUUAUGUUCAAACGACGUUGAUGUACCUGUAGGCAGUAUCAUCCAUACUGGAAUGCAAAAUUAUCGUGGUGGUUAUGAAAAUGAUUGCAGCUUAGCACGAAUUGCACCAAAUCACUAUAUGAUGAUUGCACCAACCAUCCAACAAACACGCUGUAAAUACUGGAUUAGUAGACAUUUGCCAUCUGAUGGCUCUGUUGCUGUAUCUGAUGUGACAUCAGCAUAUACUGCAAUUUGUAUCAUGGGACCUGCUACAAGACAAUUAUUGAGUGAAUUAACUGACACAGAUUUGAAUCCUAAGAACUUCCCAUUUUUCACAUUCAAAGAGUUAGAUGUUGGGCUUGCCAAUGGAAUUCGUACAAUGAAUUUAACACAUACUGGAGAAUUAGGCUAUGUCUUGUAUAUUCCAAACGAAUUCGCACUGCACGUUUACACGAGAUUAAUAGAAGCUGGUGGAAAGUAUGGAAUAAAGCAUGCUGGUUAUUAUGCAACACGAGCAUUAAGAGUGGAAAAAUUUUAUGCAUUCUGGGGCCAGGAUUUAGAUACUUUUACUACUCCUUUGGAAUGUGGUCGCGCAUGGAGAGUAAAAUUUGAUAAAGGAGUUGAUUUCAUAGGACGAGAUGCGCUUUUAAAACAACGUGAAGAAGGAGUGAAACGUAAAUACGUUCAAUUAUUGUUAAAUGAUCAUGACCUUGAAUUUGAUACAUGGUGUUGGGGUGGUGAGCCAAUAUAUCGAAAUGGAAAAUAUUGUGGUAUGACAACCACUACAGGCUACGGUUUUACAUUUAAAAAACAGGUUUGUCUUGGAUUUGUACAAAACUUUGAUUCAAAGGGUCAGCCACAAGAGGUAACAAAUGAAUAUGUAUUGUCAGGCGAUUACGAAGUGGAUGUUGCGGGAAUAAAGUUUCACGCAAAAUGCCACUUGCAUAGUCCAAAUUUACCAACUAAGUUCCCUGAUAAGGAAAGAGAUGCGUAUCACGCGACACGUGAUCAUCAUACUUUGUAAUUUCUUGUAAGCGUAAGCUUUCGAUUUCUGUACAAACAAUGUAUGUAGAAAGUUUAAUAAAUUAUUUAAUAAGUGUCAUUCAUAAA
This is a messenger RNA of Vespa mandarinia (Asian giant hornet), 3138 nucleotides long. RefSeq names its product pyruvate dehydrogenase phosphatase regulatory subunit, mitochondrial. Gene Ontology annotation, molecular function: protein binding. Lineage: Eukaryota; Metazoa; Arthropoda; Insecta; Hymenoptera; Vespidae. Gene Ontology annotation, cellular component: mitochondrion; cytoplasm; mitochondrial matrix. The record is from RefSeq and is a predicted model, not a curated record.